AUGAUGAUAGGGUUAGGGUUACGGCUCGACAGACCAACCGACAGAUCAAUUGAUUGAUUGAUUAAAUUAUGAACUAAUAUUUUCUCUCUUCCUGUUUCAGUGAGCAGAGUAUCUGCCAGGCGCGAGCUUCCGUCAUGGUCUAUGAUGACAGUAGUAAGAAGUGGGUUCCCAUCAAGCCAGGCCAGCAGGGCUUCAGCCGCAUCAACAUCUACCACAACACUAGCAACAACACCUUCCGCGUGGUGGGAGUCAAACUACAGGACCAGCAGGUAGAGGUACACACACACAAACACACACACACACACACACACACUGAUCUGAAAUGGCCAUGAAGGUAACCAUUGACUCUCUCCAUCUCUCAACCCCCCCUCCCCCCGUCUCCAGGUGGUAAUCAACUAUUCCAUAGUGAAGGGGCUGAAGUAUAACCAGGCCACGCCCACCUUCCACCAGUGGCGUGAUGCCCGCCAGGUCUACGGACUCAACUUCGCCAGCAAGGAGGAAGCCACCACCUUCUCCAAUGCCAUGCUCUUCGCUCUCAAUGUCCUCAGCACUCAGGACGGAGGUGAGAGAGAGAGUGUGUGA
Molecule: messenger RNA, 582 nt
Organism: Coregonus sp. 'balchen'
Lineage: Eukaryota; Metazoa; Chordata; Actinopteri; Salmoniformes; Salmonidae
Source: the annotation of a GenBank genome assembly